AUGGAGCUCAGCAAAGUCCUCUGCACCAAAAGGUGCACAAACAACCACAGAAGCUGGACACGUAUACGAGAGUUUAUCCAUCGCCAUAUGGCGAUCAGCGCAGGCAAAAAGUCCUGCAGCCUCAUUCCUACUACCAAAGAUGAACAAGAAGAGAAGGAGCUAUGCGCUCCUCCCCCAACCCCAACAAUGAGUCCCAAAACGGGCACCUCGAUGGCCUCAACUACGACUACUAAGUCGCAAGAUCACUUCGCACGGUGCACGGCCAGACUCAUCACAUGGCUUCGCCGAGCAUAUGUCGGAGUGGAAGAGAAGCAGAAGGAUACCGCCCUGGAUCGGGAGAUUCCAGGGCUGGAAGCCUACCUUCGAAACUUCUAUAUGGAAGAAAGAGUUGAUUACCCAUCUGGAAUGGGGAUUGAUGGGAGUUCGGCGGGACGCCGCUAG
This is a messenger RNA of Venustampulla echinocandica, 441 nucleotides long. RefSeq lists its product as uncharacterized. Bases 1 to 441 code for a protein of 146 amino acids. The transcript has a single exon. The record is from RefSeq and is a predicted model, not a curated record. Lineage: Eukaryota; Fungi; Ascomycota; Leotiomycetes; Helotiales; Pleuroascaceae.